This is a messenger RNA of Emericellopsis cladophorae, 1581 nucleotides long. RefSeq lists its product as uncharacterized. The transcript has 4 exons. NCBI's taxonomy places the organism in Eukaryota, Fungi, Ascomycota, Sordariomycetes, Hypocreales, Bionectriaceae. The record is from RefSeq and is a predicted model, not a curated record. Gene Ontology annotation, molecular function: iron ion binding; heme binding; oxidoreductase activity, acting on paired donors, with incorporation or reduction of molecular oxygen. Bases 1 to 1581 code for a protein of 526 amino acids.
AUGAUGUUUGAGACGCUCAUGCAAAGCAACACGGGUACUGGUGUGGUAGUGGUGGUCCUUGCUUUCGCGGUCUACCAUCUCGUGAGGGCAAUCUACCUCAUCUACAUCAGCCCUCUCUCUGUCUUUCCCGGCUCGCCAUGGGCCGCUCUCGGCGAAUACUGGGAGGCAUGGCACAACAUCGGCUCGAGCCCAGGCAAGCGCGGCCAGACGCUCUUCCUCCUGGAGAAGAUGCAUCGGGACCCGAAAUAUGGCUCGGCGAUCCGCAUGGGGCCCAACGAAGUGCACGUCUACGACCCGCGCUUCUUUCACCAGCUCUACUCGCUCAACACGAGCUUCUACAAGGACGAGUCCAUGCACAAGGUCCUCGGCGCGCCCGCCUCCACCCUCGCCGAGACGGACCCCGUCAAGCAUAGGGCGCGGCGCCAGCCCCUCGAGUCCCUCUUUUCCCGCCAGUCCAUCCUGCGGCUCGAGCCGACUGUGCUCUCCAAGAUCGACUUUGCCUGCCAGCGCUUCGACGAGCUCUACAAGGCCGGAAAGCCCGUCCGCGCCGAGUGGGCUCUCAAGUCGCUGAGCUUCGACAUUGUCAGCGAGUUCUGCUUCGGCUCGGGCCUGGGGGCACUGCAUGACGACGACUUCACCAGCGACCCGGUGCGCGUGUUCCGCGCGUACCUGCACAGUCUGCACAUCAUCAAGGCGUUCCCGCUCGUCCGCACCGUCUCGCAGUCCCUGCCGCUGUGGCUCGCCCGUGUCUUGUCCAAGACGGUGGCACGCGCCAAGGAGCUCGAAAUCCUCGUCCGCGGGCGUGUCGACGCGUUUGUCGACGCGUACGAGAACGGGGAGAAGCCCCCGUUCCCCACGGCCAUGGAGAGGCUGCUGCAGGCCGGCGAGGACCUCAAAGCGCCUGGCGCCGCGGAUAUCCCCCUGUCGCGGGACUACCUGCGCGACGAGGUGCUCACCAUGAUCUCGGCCGGUACCGACACGACGGGCAUCUCGACGCUCGUGGCGCUGUACUACACUGUGGCCAACAAGGACAUCCAGGCACGGCUGCUGGCGGAGCUCAAGACGGUCAUGCCCGGCCCCGAUGAUGCAGCCUGCUUUCAGGUUCUGGAGAAGCUGCCGUACCUGACGGCUGUCAUCAAGGAAGGGCUGCGCGUUGCCAGUCCCGCUGCCAGUCGCACGCCGAGACUCGUGCCCAGGGGGGGCACGACGUUGCCGGACGGCCGCUUCCUCCCCGGGGGGACGCGCGUGGGCAUGGCCAUCUACCACGUGCACUACAAUGAGGAUAUCUUCCCGGAGCCCAAAAGGUUCAUGCCUGAGCGUUGGCUCGACGCCGACAACGGCGGCACGAUGCCCGAGCGUGUCCCGGAGAUGCAGCGCUUCAUGGUGGCCUUUAGCAAGGGCACUCGCGCGUGCAUCGGCAUCAACCUCGCGUACAUGGAGCUUUACCUUGCCGUGGCGCAUUUCAUCCGCCGCUUCGACAUGCAGACGGACACGACGGCCGAGGACAUGAAGUGGGAUGAUAUGGUGGUUGCGUGGUUCCAUGGCGAUUUCACGUUUAUGGCGCGGAGAAGGACGGAGUGA